AUGGCAGAGCUCGAAGACUUGGAGGAGCAUCUCACGGCCGUGCGCAGUCAAAAUGCGUCCCUCAUCGGGGAGCUCGAGUCGCUCAAGCGGCAGCUCUCAGCCGCAUCGCUCUCGAGCAUCGACACCACCAUCCCAUCCGCAUCGGCGGUCCCCGCAUAUCGCCACCUCGGACGCCCAGCCUCGUCGCCCAUGCUUCGGCGAGGCGGCUCGCACCGGCCGUCGAGGACUCCCGAGGCGGCUCGCCGCCUCGCCGGCGGCAGCAGGCGGAGGGCUGCCACAGCAGGUGCGGCUCGUACCACACCGCUCGCGCCGUCGCUGGUGGACUUCUUGGACAGCGUCGGCCUAUCGAGCAGCAGUCGAACGGUGCAUGUGCCCAAGGGUCCCGCAUCCGUCUACUCGCCGCAACGGCCACGGACGCCGUCGAUGAUGCACCGAUGCCCUCCCAAGCUCGGCACCAACCAUCCGCCGCCGCGGUGCCCGCCCACGUCGCGUGCGCAGACGCUCGACGUCUGGCGGAAGGAGCAGGACGCGAGGCGGGAGGCGGAUGAGCUGCGGUGGAGACGCCACGCUUGCGAGGGCGCUUCCGGCGCUUCCCUCGCCAAGGAGCUCAAGGAGCGGUCGCGCAGGGCAGGCUUGCCCGAGCAGACCGUCACCAUUGCGGGUCAAUCCCGACCUGCAACCGCGCAGAUUGACCGACGGCGAGCUCCUCUGCUGCGAAAGCGACCGCCACUGACUCGUUCCGUCGCAAGCUUCGACGCCACCGAGCGCCGUCUGUGGAGCACAACCGUGAGCACGGGGCUCGAACAACAGGUGGCAGCGCUGAUGGCAGCGGCCGGCGGCACCCGCCCAGACACGGCCGCACGCGUUGCGGCCGAGGUGCAUGCCGCGCAUGCCGCGUCCCUGGCGGCGCGGGCGGCGGCUCGGGAGGCGGCUGCAGCCGGAUCGAGCGGCGAGCUGCUUGUACUGGACGAUGGCGACUCUGAGAGAGAAGCUGCCGCCCCGGCGACAGAGGAGGAGGCGAGGAGCAGCACCUCGGCGCAAGAGUCCCACCGCGCGGGCUGCCGCGUCUUGCUCGACGUCAUUCGGGGCUGGGACACCUCGGGCAAGUGCAAGCUCUCCCGCGCUCAUUUUGAGUUCAUGCUCUCUACUCUCGCCCCCGACGUGAUUGUGGACCCCGAGCUGCAGCGCACCCUCCUCGACGAGUGCGACACGCGAGAGCCCGGCGUCGCCGAUCUCCGCUUGUUCUGCGAGAUGCUCGCGGACGAAUCCAACGUCGGUCGCGUGACCUUCAGCGCGGAGCUUCAGCCCAACACCCGCCGCAGCCUCCGUUCGGCCAAGGAGCUCCCGAUCGGAUCAAACGUGCUGGGGCAGCCAGCGCAGCCGGCGCCGUGGGCUGAGCCUUACGGGGACGGCUCUAACCAUCGGGAGAUCGCGGUGACAACGUCCGACGAAGUUAAUAGCGCCUUGCGGGCGCAGCUGGCUCGGCUUGGGGAGCAGCUGCGAGUGCGUGACCCCGAUCAGACGGGCGAGCUCUCGGAAAGCGACUUUAUCGAAGGCAUCUCCUCGAUGAACUUUCUCCUCUCGUCGUCGGAGAUCGAGUCGCUAUUCCGUGAUGCGGACAAGUCGGCCUCGGGCAAGGUCAUUAUCGAUCGCUUCGUUGCGCGGGCGCACGAGCAGAUCUCGUCCAAGAACGUUGUCCCAGCUUACAUGGUGCUCAAGCACCAGCGGUCCAUCGACAUGUCGACCAGCCUGAAGUGGUCGACCGACGAGCGAUUCACCGAGCGGGAGGGCAGGGCGGAGCUCAAGCGUUGGCUGCGCUGCCAUCCGUCGCCGUUUUCGGAGGAGGCCCUCAGCCUGCGCUGA
Emiliania huxleyi CCMP1516 is the source of this 1863-nucleotide messenger RNA. RefSeq lists its product as hypothetical. The transcript is spliced from 2 exons. The record is from RefSeq and is a predicted model, not a curated record. The coding region runs from base 1 to 1863 and encodes 620 amino acids. Lineage: Eukaryota; Haptophyta; Isochrysidales; Noelaerhabdaceae.